Messenger RNA from Leptosomus discolor (cuckoo roller), 1107 nucleotides. Lineage: Eukaryota; Metazoa; Chordata; Aves; Leptosomiformes; Leptosomidae. The record is from RefSeq and is a predicted model, not a curated record.
AAAAAUAAGAAAAGAAAGCGUACAGAUGAAGCGGAGAAAGUGUCAGAAGACCAGAGCUCAUCUGCCAUACAAGAACCUCCUACAAAAGCAAAGAAAGCAAAGAAAGCGAGAAAGAAGGAACUUUCAAAAGCAGAGAAAAAGUUGGCAAACAGAGAGAGCGCUCUAGAGCAGGCAGAUGAAGAAGAGGAGCAAAAACUGUCUCAAAACAAAGUGAAGAAAAAAAAAAAGGCUUCUCAUGCUGUCACCAAAAGCACUGUCAAUUCAGACACAGGCAGUACUGUAAAACAGCAGAAGGUGAAGCAGGUGCCUGACGAAGCGGUGAACAGGAGAACAGUGUUUGUUGGGAACUUGCCCGUCAGCUGUACUGUUAAGGAACUGAAAUCCCUUUUUAAAGAGUAUGGACAAAUAAAAUCCAUUCGAUUCCGGUCUUUGGUUCCAGCAGAAGAUACUUCAUCCAAAAAGUUAGCAGCAAUAAAGCAUAAGGUGCACCCUAAUGCGAAGUUCAUCAACGCUUAUGUUGUAUUUAAGGAAGAAGGUGAUGCCACUAAGGCUCUAAACAAAAAUGGAACGGAAAUUGCUAAUGGAUUUCACAUCAGGGUUGACAUUGCAUCAAAAAGCGGUUCGCAUGACAACAAACGAUCUGUGUUCUUGGGAAAUCUCUCAUAUGACAUCAGCGAUGAUGCUGUGCGAGAACACUUUUCUGUCUGUGGAGAUGUCGUAGGUGUGCGAGUUGUGAGGGACAGAAAGACCGGCUUGGGCAAAGGCUUCGGCUACGUGCUCUUUGAGAACACGGAUGCUGUACAUCUGGCGCUGAAACUCCACGAGAGUGUUCUGUUGGGAAGGAAGAUACGGGUGAAGCGCUGUGGAGAUAAGUGGAAAGCACCGCAGAAAAGUCCGGAUCGGCCCCGUGCUCCUAAGGACAGAGUUGGUACCACACUGAAGAAGUGCUCUGAUGAUGCCUUUGUUGGUGAAAAAGCUGUCCCGCUAAAGAAGAGCACUAAACCAAAAGGACUAAAAAAUAUUCCCAGAAAUAAAGCUGGGAAAAACAAGAAGGUUUUUGAUAAAAAUCAAAUGUUUAAAAAUGUUCGUUGUUCUUAUAAAGAUUGA